GUAUCACUAUCAUCGUCGUCAUUAUCAUCAUCAUCAUCGUCAUCAAUCAAUACAAAAUACAUUCGAUGCUAUACGUAUUUUCUCAAAUGGGGCUCCCUCCAAGAUUCAUCAUUACGCCUUCGAUCUAAAGCAAACAACGCAAUUGAUGACUUACCCAUUCACAUUCUUCACUCCCAAUCUCCAUCUCUGUAACUUGCUUAAGCUAAGCUAAGCUCAGCUACCCAACAAAAAUCUCAUCACUCCCACUUCUACCACCAACACGCAGGUUGUUAAAACUGUGAUCUAGGUGUUCUGGUUGCUUGGCGUUGUCAGUACCGAGCCAAAUUUGACUGUUUUCUCUUACCUGAAGAGCAUUGCUACCAUGCUCAAGCAAAUUCUGGGAAAACUCCCACGGAAGUCAUCAAAAGCAGAUUCAUUAGAUUCCACUGGGAGUAAUUCUGGUAACAAUACUGCCAACUUGGGCAAUGGAAUCCAAUUUACCAACAGUUGCAAUGUUGUGUCGGCUCGAUUGAAUGUUGUCAAACGAAUGUCUUCAGCAAUUUUUCCAUCAAGCAACGCUGCUGCAGUGGAAAUGAUGGAGCCCCAUGUGUCUUUCAAAGAUGUUUCAAAUUCAGAGAAGCAAAACCUGUUUGUCAGCAAGUUAAACCUAUGUUGUUCAACGUAUGAUUUCAACAACUCUGAUAAGAACUGUGCAGAGAAAGAUCUUAAAUGUCAAACACUGGUAGAACUUGUUGAUUUUGUUGCAUCUGGAUCUGCAAAAUUUACGGAACCCGCAAUUGCUUCAAUGUGUAAAAUGUGUGCGAUUAAUCUAUUUAGAGAUUUUCCACCCAAGUGCCGGUCUUAUUCUGCUCGUGGCGAAACUGAAGAUGACGAACCAACAUUCGAUCCUGCUUGGUCACAUUUACAACUUGUUUAUGACCUACUCCUUGGAUUUAUAAGUUAUAAUUCUCUUGAUGUAAAGGUAGCAAAAAAGUUUAUAGACCAUUCUUUUAUUUCAAGAUUACUUGACCUGUUUGACUCGGAGGACCCAAGAGAACGAGAUUGUUUGAAAACUAUUCUGCAUCGAGUUUAUGCGAAGUUCAUGGUGCACAGGCCUCAUAUUCGAAAGUCCGUGAGCAAUAUUAUUUACCGUUUUGUUUUUGAAACCGAGCGUCAUAAUGGAAUUGCCGAGUUGUUGGAGAUUUUUGGGAGUGUAAUUACCGGAUUUGCUAUACCGUUGAAGGAGGAGCACAAGAUGUUUCUAUGGAGGGCUCUGAUUCCUCUGCACAAACCUAAAUCAGUGGGUAUUUAUCAUCAGCAAUUAACAUAUUGCAUUGUACAGUUUGUAGAAAAGGAGCCAAGGUUGGCCAGUACGGUGAUUAAGGGGUUGUUGAAAUACUGGCCAGUAAGAAGUAGCCAGAAGGAGUUGAUGUUCUUGAGCGAGUUGGAAGAGAUCUUGGAAAAAAUUAACACGACCGAGUUCGAAAAUAUCAUGGUCCCAUUAUUCCGCCGUAUAGGAUGCUGCCUCAACAGCUCCCAUUUCCAGGUAGCUGAACGAGCGCACUUCUUAUGGAACAACGACCACAUCCUCAAUCUCAUCAUGCCUCACCGGCAAGUGAUUUUCCCUAUCAUCUUCUCAGCUCUGGAGCGGAACACCCAAAACCACUGGAACCAAGCGGUUCUCAACCUGACACAAAAUGUGCGGAAAAUGUUCUAUGAGAUGGACGAAGAGCUCGUGCUCGCCUGCCAAGGCAAGUUUGCCGAAGAAGAUUCGAAGUCCAGAGUCGCAGCUGAGAGGCGACGAUUGACAUGGGAGCGCCUUGAAACCGCUGCUGAUUUUCAAUUUUCCGUUGCUCGUAGUAACGUUUCGGGUCUGAUAAAACCUGCAGCCUGUGCUGUUACCUGCUGAUAACUUGACUAGAAGCUUUUCAUUGCGAGCCUGUGACAACGGUAUUGAUAUUGAAUGUGAAAAAUCAUAGAGGUUGCAGCUUUUAUUGCAAUUUAUGAUCUUGUUAUUGAAAUAUGGAUAUAUUUAGGAUGUCAAUUAGGGUGGGUAUUAUUUGAUGUAUGGGGUUCAAUAGAAGCUUGGUUGAGCAGUGGCGGCGCUGCUGCCUUGAGGGUUUGUAUUGGCUUUUUAUAGGGAAGAAUGGCCGGCCCAUUCAUGGGGCAAUCCCACAUCGAUGCCAUCGAAAUCCUUAUUUGAAGGCUGUUUGUUUAUGCAGUCUUUUUUCUUGUUUGUAUGCUUUAAUAGUCUGCAACAAGUCAAGCAGGUAUGAAGAUGGUGAUAGUCUGCAACAGUUUUUUUUUUUCUUGUCUGUUGGGUUUGUAUCUGUGUUGAGCAAAAUGAUGUUUUUUUCUUGACUUGGUAUGGUUGUGAAUUGUACCUCAACUGUUGCUUGUUUGGAUCA
Camellia sinensis is the source of this 2387-nucleotide messenger RNA. RefSeq names its product serine/threonine protein phosphatase 2A 57 kDa regulatory subunit B' kappa isoform. Gene Ontology annotation, molecular function: protein phosphatase regulator activity. The record is from RefSeq and is a predicted model, not a curated record. Gene Ontology annotation, biological process: signal transduction. Gene Ontology annotation, cellular component: protein phosphatase type 2A complex. Lineage: Eukaryota; Viridiplantae; Streptophyta; Magnoliopsida; Ericales; Theaceae.